Messenger RNA from Pimephales promelas (fathead minnow), 1613 nucleotides. Lineage: Eukaryota; Metazoa; Chordata; Actinopteri; Cypriniformes; Leuciscidae. The record is from RefSeq and is a predicted model, not a curated record.
CUAUCCUUAAGAAAUCAACUUUUUAAUCAGGAAGUUGCUCUUCUGUGUCUGGACGUAUGUUUGUUACGAUGUUUUCUCAUCUGUGUGUUCUGAUCCUGUUCAUUCUGAGCGGUGUGUUUGGCGCUGGUACAGAUGAAGUGAAGUCGGUGUCAGUGACUGAGGGAGAUUCUGUCACUCUAAACACUGAUGUUCAAGUACAGAGUAGAGAUCAGAUACUGUGGAUGUUUGGACCUCGAGAGACUCGUAUUGCUGAAAUAUUUAAGCAGAACAUUGAUAUGUUUGACAGUGAUGUGACAUUUGGAGACAGACUCCAGAUGGACAGUCAAACUGGAUCUCUGACCAUCAGAAACAUCAGAUCUGAACACACUGGACUUUAUAAACUAACCGUCAUCAGAAGCGAAGAAACUUCAUACAAAAAGUUCAAUGUUACUGUUUAUGCUCCUCUUCCUAUUCCUGUCAUCACCAGAGACUAUUCAGACUGUCCAUCAUCAUCAUCUUCAUCAAGCCAGUAUUGUUCACUGGUGUGUUCAGCUGUGAAUGUGAGUCAUGUGACUCUCUCCUGGUAUAAAGGAAUGAGUGUAUUGUCCAACAUCAGUGUGUCUGAUCUCAGCAUCAGUCUCUCUCUACCUCUGGAUGUGGAAUAUCAGGAUAAAAACACUUACAGCUGUGUGAUCAACAAUCCUGUCAGAAACCAGACCACACAUCUAGACAUCACGCAACUCUGUCACACAUGUGCAGAAAUGAUACAGCCCUCAAAUGCAUCACUUAUAUUCACUAUAACAGUAGUGUGUGUGCUGCUUCUGUUCAUUUCUGCGUGUGUGUUUUACUGUUGCUGCACGAAAUGCAAACGAGAAAAAACAGAAGAUCAGGAAAGCCUGUCAGAAUACACAGAGGUCAUCUACCGUCUUCAGAUCACACACCAUCACUGAUCAUCAAUAUUCAUAAUAAUGUAAUAUUCAACAACAGUCUCCAGAUGGACAGACACUGGAUCUCUGAUCAUCAGAAACAUCAGAUCUGAACCGUCAUCAGCAACAGAAGAACUUCAUACAAGAGAUUCAAUGUUACCGUUUAUGAUUUAAAGAUUUUUAAUUAAAUUAAAUGAGAUUAAUUUAGUUGGACAAUACAAAACAAGUAUUGUUAUUUUAUCAUACAUUUAAUAGCCUCUUUUUAUAUAAUUAGUGUGCUUAUAUUUUUUUAUUUCCAUUAUCAUUUAUAUCAUGUUUGAUUGCUUAUGCGUCAGCUAGUGUCUGCUUCAUAUCAGAUGUUUCUGUAUCACCCGUAUUUUCUUGUUUUGCGGAGAUGUAAAAGUAUUUCUAGAUGACUGAAACAGGGUCGUGUAACCACAAACACACUUCACACACUUCACCUUCUUCCAAGCAAGGCCCAUAUCUAUCUUUAACUUGUUUGUUAUCUAGCAGUUCUCACUAUCACUUAUGAUGAAGAAACCACACGCAGAACAUGCUAAACUUAGAAUGACGCAUAUAUAUUGAAUAUUAUCCGUUUCAAACCAGUGAUUCGGAGCGUGUAUGAAAUACUACAGACAUUUCAUAUUAUUAAGUGAUUUGUAUAUUACAUUUAUUUAAUAGAUUACACUUUCAAUAAAACAUUUGCAA